Molecule: messenger RNA, 1191 nt
Organism: Ipomoea nil (Japanese morning glory)
Lineage: Eukaryota; Viridiplantae; Streptophyta; Magnoliopsida; Solanales; Convolvulaceae
Exons: 3
Coding region: 178-978 (266 amino acids)
Source: RefSeq, a predicted model, not a curated record
AUAUAUAUAUAUACAUUUUAUUUUAUGUACGGGUGUAUAUAUCUGCAAGUAUACAGUGGGAAAAAUCAGGGAACUCCAUUUCAGCUCGCCAUUCGAAAAGGGUUUUAUUUUGAUCUGUUUGCACAUUUUUAUAUUAUCUAUCGACUACGAAUAAGCUCCUCAUUGUGCAUAUGAUCUAUGUUCAAUGAUGAUGAGCCGUUGUCCUUCAAAAAGAUGCACGAAUUUUCCACGACAGAUGGUUUCGUGGAGAUAGCUGAUAACUUGGCAGACAUGGUAAAAUUCGUGGCAAACGAACCGUGUGUGGGGCUUUUCUACGUUCAACAGCACGUCCGUAACGCGGUGCCCAACCUCGUCAAUCUCAAAAGUAAGGUUGCGGAGAAAUCUCACGGGACAACUUUACAUGCAGAAGAUUUGGAGGAUUCUAUCGCCAUGGCUAGAUCGAUGAAGGACUGUGGCUUCCCGAUUGCUGAAGGGAUGAUUAAGGACAUCCGACAUUCCCUCACCGUCCUGUCAGCAAGAGACGGGAACGGGAACGGGAAGAAAGGGUUGAUAAAUAUGCGAAGUUCAAGUUUUCGGGUCGGGAGAGGUAGUACUUCUUGGGGCCGUUCAUCUCCCAAACCCGAUGUUGAGAGAGGCGGGUAUCUGUCAAACGUGUUUAGAUCAGUUAGAGAAAAACCGAGCAGUAUCAAGUGGCCUCAGCUCGAACCCAGAGAAAAGGCGGGUGAGCCUUCUUUUACCUUUCGGGCCCACACACCAUCGGCUUUAGACGCGAGCUCCUCGUCGACUGUUGCAGAUGCAGACAGCGAUGACCUGCCCGUGUCGAGUCAGAUAGGCGAGGAUGGACAUGAGGUGCGGGUGGAUAGAAGCCUGUUUCGGGAUCACCGGAUUCUUUCGUCCUCGAAGAGCUAUGAGGAGUUGAAUUCAGAAGCGAGAUUGGAACAUUGGUUGGAAGGGACAUCUAAUCCCAGUGCUGAUUAAUUGCUUGAAAUUUGCAGAUGCAGAUGUGUUAUAAUUGUAGUUUCUUGUGAAGAGUCUCUCUAUCCCUGAUUCCCUGUAUCUUUGUUGGGGAAUCCUUGUACUACUGGAAUAAAUGUCGGAGAAAGAAAGAUGGGAAUCAAUAAUGGUUAAAUUUAGAGUGACUGUAAAUUUCCAAUAAUAAAUUUCCCAGAUUUUGUUAUUAUUGUUUUUCAA